Molecule: messenger RNA, 4522 nt
Organism: Ostrinia furnacalis (Asian corn borer)
Lineage: Eukaryota; Metazoa; Arthropoda; Insecta; Lepidoptera; Crambidae
Product: alanine aminotransferase 1
Exons: 11
Coding region: 492-2057 (521 amino acids)
Biological process (GO): biosynthetic process
Molecular function (GO): pyridoxal phosphate binding; transaminase activity
Source: RefSeq, a predicted model, not a curated record
AAUUAAUUUUGAAUUCAAAGUAUUUACGUAACAAGUUAAAAUCAUUUUAUUUGUUAAAUAUGUGUGUUUCGUGUGUGUUAGUGUGAUAAACUUAUCUAAAUAGAUAAAAUAAUAAGCGGUGUGUGUAGUACUUACGUAUAUAAUCAGAUAACCCCUUGGGGUCAGAUAUCGUUCUUUGAUCAACAUCAUCAUCAUUCGUUUCAUAACUUCUCUAAAGUAAAUACCUACUGUAUUAUCAAGUGAUGUCGUGAAUCUUUGUUUACAAAGUGGCGAGACAAUACCGAUCGAUUGUAGCAAGCAGUCAGCGGCUGCCGCAAGUCUCAUUUACAAGACAGUAAUUCCAAUAUUGUGCGCGAUCGGUUGAAUAAAUCAAAGUUUAUGAAGAAGUGUAUGUGAUAUAUUUUUUGCCUUAUUUAAAUCGUUACGAAUUUGUAUUUUCUUGUAGUGUUUUUGUAAAGUGUUGUUAAUAAAGUAGUGCAACUGAUUUGAUCAUGUCACCACAAAUGAGAAUGUUAUCGCGCGUCAGUCGUUUGUUGUCUGGCGUCGCGGCACGUUCUGGUGCCGUCGAAAUUGUUGUGGACCCCUUGAGAAGCCUUGGAACAGCUCGGACCAUGGCCAGCAAAGUUUUAAAUGCCGAUAAUUUGAACCCAAAUGUGCUAAAAUUGGAAUAUGCGGUGCGCGGCCCUUUGGUGAUUCGCGCUGCCGAGAUCGAAAAAGAACUACAAAAGGGUGCUCAAAAACCAUUUAAAAAGGUGAUCAGAGCCAACAUUGGAGAUGCCCAUGCCAUGGGACAGCAGCCCAUUACUUUCAUCAGACAGGUGUUAGCAUGUGUGACGUUACCCGAAAUUAUCGAUAAGGGCGGCUACCCGGAAGACGUCAAACAGAGGGCAAGAGAAAUCCUGAAUGCAUGCGGGGGCAAGUCGGUGGGCUCGUACACGAUGUCGCACGGCAUCGAGCUGAUCCGGCGGCACGUGGCCGAGUACAUCGAGCGGCGCGACGGCCACCCGGCCAACUGGCAGGACAUCUGCCUGUCCGCCGGCGCCUCCAACGCCAUCAAGAACGUUCUGCAGCUGUUCUGCAACACCAUCGAUGGGAAGCCUUCAGGUGUGAUGAUCCCGAUCCCGCAGUACCCACUGUACUCGGCUUCCCUAGCGGAGUAUGGCCUGUGUCAGUGCGGCUACUACCUUAACGAGGAGACCAACUGGGGCCUCGACAUCUCCGAGCUGGAGCGCGCUAGAGAAGAGUGCUUGAAGCGCUGCGCUGUGAGAGCGCUGGUGGUCAUCAACCCUGGCAACCCUACGGGGCAGGUGCUGACGCGCGAGAACAUCGAGUCCAUCAUUAAGUUCGCGCACAAGCACAAGCUGUUCAUCUUCGCCGACGAGGUCUACCAGGACAACGUCUACGCGGAGGGAAGCAAGUUCUUCUCUUUCAAGAAGGUGUUGAGAGAGAUGGGCGGGCCCUACGACAAAGAAGUGGAGCUGGCCUCAUUCAUGUCAGUCAGCAAGGGUUACGUGGGCGAGUGCGGCCUGCGCGGCGGCUGGAUGGAGCUCGUCAACAUGGAGCCCGUGGUGCAGGCCAACCUUUACAAGGCCAUCUCUGCCAUGCUGUGCCCCACCACGCUGGGGCAGACCACCGUCGAUUGUGUGGCUAAGCCGCCGCAGCAAGGCGAGCCGUCGUACGACUUGUGGCUGAAGGAGAAGACAGCGGUACUGGACUCGCUGAACAAGCGCGCCAAGAUGAUCGCAGAUACCUUCAACAAGAUGGAAGGCUUCUCUUGCCAGGUCGUGCAGGGCGCCAUGUACGCGUUCCCGCAAUUCCAGCUGCCGGCGCGCGCGGUGGAGGCGGCCAAGAAGGCGGGCAAGGCGCCCGACGUCUACUACGCCUUCAAGCUGCUCGAGGAGACCGGCAUCUGCGUUGUGCCGGGCAGCGGCUUCGGGCAGCGGCCUGGCACGUACCACUUCCGCACCACCAUCCUGCCGCAGCCCGCGCUGCUGCAAGAAAUGCUCGACGUGUUCCAGGCCUUCCACAAGAAGUUCACCGCCGAGUACUCCAAGUAGACCACCACCCAACACCACCACCGGUAGCCUAGGAUGCCGCGAUGAGCUUUUAUCGCGCUGUGUUAUCGAUUUUACGCGAUAUAUCCGUACGUUUGUCGACUAAUACAGUGUUCCGCAAACUUUUUGCGUUUAAGGUACAUCUAAAGCCUGGCACAUAGAAUUUUGUCCAAUGACCCCAAGCUACCCAUCCUUAUCGCUCGCGCGUAAUUAUGUUGCUGUCGCGCUCGCACACUCACUGCGACUGCCCGUCGCACAGUCGCGACAGCAACAUUGCAUCAGGGUCAUUGCACAAAAUUCUACGUGCUCACGGUCCAGUCUUUAGAAAACUAAAUUUUUUGGAGUUUAUUAAGGUUACCUUUAUUAAGGUUCGGCCAAACCAACGCGAUCACAAGUGAUCAGCUGGUGUGCAGCGCUGGCGACCAGACUUAUGCAUUAAUCGCCAUCGCUGCACGCCCUUAAUUACUCACUAAAAAUAAGUUUGUAAGAUAACCUUAUUUUUCUGAGGCACACCAUCUAAUGACCACGGUACACCGUUUGCGGAACACUGAUCUAAUCGGUAAGAUUGUCACGGGGCGCAUCCUAGCCCGGCUGGAUCAAGGAACACACGUGCGGUAACGCUGCGAACUACAUCUAUAUGCCCGUACUAUGUUUGUUACGAGAAAUCCCGCUGUUUUAUUGGAACUAACUUAACACGGCUAUGGAACUGCAGGGAUACUCCGAAGAACGUUAUCCGAUGUUUUAAAUGUUUCCAUCCCUCUCACGCAGAAUGAGACGCCAGCAUGAGUGACGGUGACAGAUAAACCCGAAAACGUUUCAGAGUAGGACCUGCUGUUCCCAAUUAUUUCAUUUGGUUUUCAAAAGACGGAAUCUCUGUCCAAACGAAAGUGUUAAAUGUGACAGACAAUGUCAAUUAAUUUUAAAUAGUGUAACAGUUACAAACAAGGGGAUUAAAAUAAAUAAACAACAUUAGAAAAUAAUACGUUUUUGAAUGAAGUAAUCUUAGUAAUUUUUGGGAAGAAAUAAAGGAUGAUCUAAUCUAAAUUCUUCAAUCGACCAAUGCUAAGCGGUGCGAUAUUACUACUUAUUUUUAUUAUAAAUAACCUAUUUAGGUAUUUUACACUUGUAAAUGCUCUACUUAUGUUUGCUCUAAAUGUUUAAAACAGCGGGUGUCCAUCGAAAUGACUUACCAGUGUUAUCAAGGCUAUGCACAGAGGACCCAAUGCAAUAAAUAAUUUGAAUUUGACCCCAGUGUUACUAUGUAGUUGGUAUAAAAUAAUUAGUGUGUUAAAACUACUCAUUAAUUAAAUAGUUAUCAUGUAGGUAGGUAAUUAUUACAGGGACUGGCAUCUCUUUUAAAGGUUUUAAGGAAAACCUGUAAUAUGAGAGGCACACUCUUUCAGUCGAUAGUUACUACAAUAACAUAAAAAAAUAGCAAAAGUAUUAAAAAUAACACUAAAAAGACAACUUAGUUUACUACAAGCUGAAGUCGUAAUACCGUUUAGUUUAUCUGCUUGAUAGAAAAAGGGCAUUAAAACCAUAAUUUAAGGACACGUGUGCACUAACAAAUAAAUAAACGCAAUCCAAGAGCAAGAAAAUGUAUUUGCAAGAACAUCUUGAAAAAUUUGGCUAAAUCGACUUGUAUGUAGGAGUUUAUAGAGUAUUGAUUAAAGUAGUUGUAACUACAUAAAAUAAUGUCAUCUAGUUGAGAAAAUAUUAGAGGCAAGAGUAACGCAGUGAUUUGAUUACGAUAUAUAAAUUGAGUAGUUUUCGUAAUUAUUUUUAAGUCUUCAUUGAAGUUUUUGUUUGAAUUUAUCGGAGUCCAAAAAUAAUUACAAGAUUUUGUAAAUCCAGAGAUAUUAUUUGUAAAUUGUAUGUUAUUAUUUUGUAUAUUAUGUUAUAAAAUUGAUGAAAUCUUGAUUGGUUUCUAGUCUUGGCUGUGCCAUUAUUUGCACAAUUCGUUAUUGUUUAUCCAAAAUGUGUUUCACCAUUCUUGAGUCGUGUUGUGGUGAUGUAUUUUGUGUAAGUUUUUAUAAGUUUGGCAUUUUUAGUAUUACCAACUGCCUCUCACAUUUAAAGUUGUUCACAAAUGUGACAAUAAUGAUAUUAUUAUAUAAAUAUAUUAUCGGAAACUUUAUACGCUUCGUAGUUUCUCUGAAUCUGCCAUAUUUAGGAGAAUAAACAUUUACUUAUUUUCCAAAACUCAGUCAUUUGCGACACAUUUAUUUUGUAUUUUUUUCUUCACUAAUUUAUCAUUUUAAAUUGUGUAAUUUAAGUCGCAGGGAUAUUGACUUGCACGUGAAUAUCGUUUGAAAGGUGCUACCAAGCUCAGGUUGAAUUAUUUUAUAAGUAUUUAUUACUUAUUGUUUGUAUAGAGCGUGCAAGUGUAAGCAAGCGAAGGCUCGAACAUUCCUCGACCGCAGAGAUUAGAAGCGUUGUUAAGCAUUGUUAUUGAUUAAAUAAAGUGA